Messenger RNA from Protopterus annectens (West African lungfish), 885 nucleotides. It is a transcript of the gene MRPL55, whose product is annotated as mitochondrial ribosomal protein L55. The coding region runs from base 93 to 629 and encodes 178 amino acids. The record is from RefSeq and is a predicted model, not a curated record. Gene Ontology annotation, molecular function: structural constituent of ribosome. Gene Ontology annotation, biological process: translation. NCBI's taxonomy places the organism in Eukaryota, Metazoa, Chordata, Ceratodontiformes, Protopteridae. The transcript is spliced from 4 exons. Gene Ontology annotation, cellular component: mitochondrial large ribosomal subunit.
CCCAUGACAUCAUUGGGGUCCUUUCAACUGUGGGAGUUUGACCACGAUCAAAACGGUCAUAGAAGUUCGAGCUGUUUUCUAGUUAAGUUAGCAUGUUGGUUUAUUGUAAGUUAGCGGUGGCAGUCCGUUCUUUCAGCUUCAGAUUUUUAUGGAAAGAAGCUGCAAGAACAAUUAUUCCCACUGUCUGCAACAUCCAUACAACACCAUUACAGCAGAAUUCUAACAAAACCUCCAUCGUGCGCUGUGGAAGACAGACUUAUGGCAGAUUGUAUCCAGUUUUAUUGGUUAGACCUGAUGGGUCAACCAUUAACAUAAGAUACCCGGAACCAAAGCGGAUUAUUGUGAAAACAAUAUGUAGAACUGAAGAAAGUCCACAUCAUUACAUACCACCACUAGGGGACUCCUUAAUGUCAAAGACAAGCUACACAGCAGAAGAGAAUGCAUCACCUGCAUGCUACAACCAGCCAGACAUUCAGAUGCCUUUAGAUAUCGCCACACUGUCUGAAGCAGAAAAAAGGGCCAGAUUGCGUAAACAAUAUCCCAAAAGUACUAAAGCCAGAGAAGAGAAGGAUUACUUUGAAGAUGAAUUUAAAGUAGAUGAUUAUAGCCAUUUCUGGAAGAAAAAAUGAAAUCCUGCACUAUGGACUAGACAUCAAGAAAAUUUAGAAUCACUAUAAUCGUAUGUGUAUUCAUUAAAGUGAUAAAUACUGUAAUGUCAUAUGUCUGUCUUUGUGAAGUUAGUCCGAUGUGAAUUUUUUUUCCUGCUAUUCAGGUCUAGUAAAAUGAUUUUUUUUUUUUUUAAUUCUGGUGUACACAUAUACAAAAGCUGAGAUAUGUCUGACAUUUGUAGAAAAGGAGUCUGAUUAAAGCGGAUAUUCUGAACCA